UCAUCUUUCACCUUCAAAAUACAUUUAUUUUCCUCCCACUCUAGCCUCUCCCCCACUUCAUCCUGUUUCUGUCAACUAUCUCCUAAAACAUCAAUAAUUCAUGCAUGGCCUGAUUUAGAAUCCAAAAGAAAAAUGGAUAGAGGAAAAGAACUUGUGGAGGGAUCGUCAAGAUCUGGCGAUCCCCCGCCAUCACCAAGCCGAUACGAGUCACAAAAACGACGAGAUUGGAACACAUUUAGGCAGUACAUGAGGAACCAAAGGCCUCCAGUAUCAUUGUCACAGUGUACUAGCACCCACGUGCUUGAAUUCCUGGGCUAUCUGGAUCAGUUUGGAAAGACUAAAGUUCAUAUGCAAGGCUGCAUAUUUUAUGGAGAUCCAGAGCCUCCUGCCCCUUGUACUUGUCCGCUGAGACAAGCUUGGGGCAGCCUCGACUCACUCAUAGGAAGGCUAAGAGCUGCAUAUGAAGAAAAUGGAGGAUCUUCGGAGACUAAUCCGUUUGCUAGCAGUACAAUUCGUCUCUACUUAAGGGAAGUGAAGGAGGGCCAAGCAAAGGCCAGAGGGAUUCCUUACAAAAAGAAGAAGAAAAAGAGCAAAGGAGAUGAUGAUUCCACUACUGGAGGAGCCGACUUUCCUAAUCUUCAUUAGAAAAAAAUAUGGAUGAUACGUGCCAAGUCUGGAAAAGAGAUGGUGGGAAAGGUGCAGGAGCUCUAUUGAUCAGAUGAGUUCCAGAUGGAUCCAAAUUCAGGCUGCAUUUUCAAUUCGCUGCGAAAAUAAAUCUAAGGCCUAGUUCAUA
Molecule: messenger RNA, 793 nt
Organism: Daucus carota subsp. sativus
Lineage: Eukaryota; Viridiplantae; Streptophyta; Magnoliopsida; Apiales; Apiaceae
Product: protein LIGHT-DEPENDENT SHORT HYPOCOTYLS 10
Exons: 2
Coding region: 133-645 (170 amino acids)
Biological process (GO): mRNA transcription; response to light stimulus
Cellular component (GO): nucleus
Source: RefSeq, a predicted model, not a curated record